UAUAUCCAGCACCCGGAGGUGGCUGAAAUAACCACUGUCCUCAGAAGACUGAUUUUUAAGAACAAAGAGGACUCUACCCACUGGAGCCCAAGCAGACUCCCAUCCACCAUGGCUGCCAUCCGGCUUCGAGAAUUUAUUGACCGCCGCCCAGUGAUCCUAUCUAGUGUAUUCAUCGCUCAUCAAGGAAAGGACAUCCAAGGAUAUUACCCCGGGCAGCUGGCAAGAGUCCACUUUGAUUCUAGUGCGAAGAGACCUCCCAGACCUCUCAUAGACUUGACAAUUCCACCCAAGAGAAAAAGCCAGUAUCAGCCUCAAUUAGACCAACAAACUCUCAUUCGAUACAUUUGUUUUCGAAGACAUUCAAGGCCCGCUGAACCAUGGUAUAAAGAAACCACCUACCAAAGGGACUAUUCUCUGCCAUUUUACAAGACUGAUUGGAACAAGAAAUUAGCCACAGUUUCAUCGAACCCUAGACCACUCGAUUCUCUGCCAGAGCUCUACUGUUGUCAAGAGAGGCAGUUGUGAACGAAAACCGCUUAAAUUGUAAAUAACCAUGGCAUUCAAACAAAACAACAUUUGGAGUUCUUAGGUGACUCUUUUAGAUUAAAAUAAUAACAGGACUCCUGUUGAUUGAAGUGUGUAUCUGGAUGGCUACAAUCCUGAAAUAUGUACAUGCGGCAAAGUCUUUUCAGAUUGAGGCGAUCAACCUAAGGGCAGGGGAUCAAGAGUCAAGUUUAAGGCGCACCUGGGUGGCUCAGUCGGUUGAGCAUCUAUCUGACUUCGGCUCAGGUCAUGAUCUCGCGGUCUGUGAGUUCAAGCACCGCAUCAGGCUCUGGGCUGACAGCUCAGAGCCUGGAGCCUGCUUCCGAUUCUGUGUCUCCCUCUCUCUCUGUCCCUCCCCCGCUCAUGCUCUGUCUCUCUCUCUCUGUCAAAAAUAAAUAAACAUUAAAAAAAUUUUAAAAAAAAA
Panthera uncia (snow leopard) is the source of this 967-nucleotide messenger RNA. It is a transcript of the gene SPMIP3, whose product is annotated as chromosome F1 C1orf100 homolog. The record is from RefSeq and is a predicted model, not a curated record. The transcript has 5 exons. Bases 109 to 525 code for a protein of 138 amino acids. Lineage: Eukaryota; Metazoa; Chordata; Mammalia; Carnivora; Felidae.